Spodoptera frugiperda (fall armyworm) is the source of this 4241-nucleotide messenger RNA. It is a transcript of the gene Cmtr1, whose product is annotated as cap-specific mRNA (nucleoside-2'-O-)-methyltransferase 1. The coding region runs from base 288 to 3032 and encodes 914 amino acids. Gene Ontology annotation, cellular component: cytoplasm; nucleus. Lineage: Eukaryota; Metazoa; Arthropoda; Insecta; Lepidoptera; Noctuidae. The record is from RefSeq and is a predicted model, not a curated record. Gene Ontology annotation, biological process: 7-methylguanosine mRNA capping. Gene Ontology annotation, molecular function: nucleic acid binding; methyltransferase cap1 activity. The transcript has 14 exons.
AUUGUUAUUAAAUGCUCUGUGGUCAUAUAUACCCAGAGCUACGUAAAUAUGAGAAAAUAAAAUAAAUGGUUUUAGUUUAUACCUGGGUCUUUCCUGAAUAUCCUUUUGAAGUGAAACAUCAAGGAGUAGAUAAUUUUUAAAGUUGAUAUAGAUCAUUAGUGUUCCAUCAGUUCAUUGUUACAAACAUUUGAUCACUCUUGUUGUGGCACAGUGACGGUUUAUAAAUACCAUUCGACGUAUUAUUUUAGUGCAUUGCAUACAGAUUUAGUGUAAUUCAAGGCCGUACGAUGAAUCUUUCAGACCCUUCUGAUGAAGACAGCAGCAGUGAUGAGAGCACCAAAAUACCAGCGAAGCGAUCUCGAGCUGACACAUAUGGAGCAUCAUCUACCACAUCCCAUGGCUCUGCUCUUCAAGAAUCAGACAAGGAUAGUCCAGACACACCAGUUUUUGACAGUUAUGGAGGUGAUUUUCAACAACCAGGGAAAACAAGGCAAAGUUAUGGUGAUCAAAGUCCUGAAGAGAAUAUAAGGUUAAGCAGAAGUAGUUUAAGUGAAAAUUGUUCAUCACCAAAUGAUAAUCAAUAUGAUGACUAUCGGCCAGUAUUUGAUGAAGCAGAAGGGGGCGAAGAAUCUGGGCGUCCUAGCUUCAUGGAUUCUGGAGAUGCUUUCUACAAUAAAAAUAAUGAACCUAACAAAAAUUUUGAGGACGCAUACAGUGUAAAGUAUUCAGAAAAAUCCAAACGAAUGAUGAUGAAUAUGGGUUUUAAACCAGGAAAAGGUUUAGGUAAAUUUGAACAUGGUAGAACACAACCUGUAGAGGCAUCUGCUCAAAAAGGUCGUAGAGGUUUGGGAGCUAAACCAUCAGCUGUAGGAGCUUUACCGGAAGAUAUCAAAGUAGUAACAGAGGACUCCAAGCCAGAAGCAAGGGAACAAGUGUUAUGGCUUGAUCCAGCCCCAGACGAACCAUUAUCUGGUGAUCUGUUGGAACAAUGGUUACGAAGAGGUACCAAAAAGACUACUAUUGAUGAUGAAACACAUUUUGUUGACCCAGCUAUUUUAAAAGGUGUAUUGGAUUCUAAGUCCAUUUUUGACAGUUUAGAUGAUGAAGAUUUACGUCAUGCAAGGUAUCGAAGUAACCCAUAUGAGACCAUUGGCUCUGUAAUCUUUUUGAACAGAGCUGCAGUGAAGAUGGCCAACAUUGAUGCUGUAUUUGAUUUUAAUUUCACUAACCCUAAAAAACAAAAUGGAGAAGACGCUGUUGAUAACAAAGAAAUCCUAUAUUUUGCUGAUGUAUGUGCUGGUCCAGGAGGAUUCUCAGAAUAUGUCUUGUACCGGAAAGGUUGGAGAGCAAAAGGUUUUGGUUUCACAUUAAAAGGGCCAAAUGACUUUAAGUUAUCAGAUUUUUAUGCUGGAUCACCUGAAACCUUCAACCCUUAUUAUGGGGUAAAAAAUGAUGGCAAUAUAUUUGAUCCCGCAAAUUUAAUAUCAUUGAAGGAGCAUGUAUUAAAGCAAACUGAUGACAAAGGAGUACAUUUUCUUAUGGCUGAUGGUGGCUUUUCAGUGCAAGGCCAAGAAAAUAUACAAGAAAUAUUGUCAAAGCAGCUCUACCUAUGCCAGUGUCUAGCAGCAUUGAUGCUUGUGAGGACUGGUGGCCAUUUUGUGGUGAAACUCUUUGAUGUGUUCACACUGUUUAGCGUUGGCUUGAUUUAUAUAUUGUACAGAUGCUUUGAUAAAGUUUGCAUUCACAAGCCUGUGACGUCAAGACCUGCUAAUUCCGAGCGGUACCUUGUAUGUUUGUGGAAGAGGUUGGGCACAGAACCAGCAGAACAGCACCUUGCGUCUGUUAACUCAAUAUUAUGGAGCGACGUCGAAAGGGGCGGCGACGUCACGCAACUUGUACCUUUAAGUGUACUAGAAGAAGAUAAAAACUUCUUUGAAUACAUUUAUAAAAGCAAUUGCCUACUUGGUGAAAGACAAAUUCAAAAUUUACUUAAGAUAGCUAAGUAUAGUAAAGAUAAAAAUUUAAAAGAAACCACUCAAGCCGAAAUGAAAGAGCAGUGUUUGGCGUUGUGGAAAUUGCCGGAUGCAGUAAGAAUGCAGCCAGAACGUAGAGGACAUGACGACACAUUAACAGCUAUCAGAUCUAUGAUAAAAAGACCAGGAUCUGAUUCCGAAAGCUUGUACUUUUUUAAAGCAAACAUAUUAAACAAAGCGCCCAGCUAUUUAGAGAAACCAUCGGAACUAAAGACGUAUUUUAAAAAUGUAUUAGACUGGCAUUUUGUAUUUUUGAGCAGCGGGAAAAAUAGUCCUGAUUUAAGAAUAUUUAUAGGAUGCGGCGGUAAACAAGUUUUUCAAUUGGAAUCAAAUUCGUGGAGGACAGUCGUAGAUUUACAUUUGACGUUACCGGCCAAAACACUCAUAUAUGGUGAAGUUGUUAAAGAAUAUCGGGGACAGGGAAACAAUCAAAUUUAUAGCAAGUCCUUGCACAUUAUUGAUGCUUUAAUGUUAGGUGGAAUUGAUAUUUCAGGAGACUCUUUAACUGAAAGGAUAAAUCAAUGUAACCUAUUUUGUUCAGCUUUAAAUAAACCAUUUGAUACUCAAGCUCUUCAAAUAAGAACAAAGAGGCUAUACAGUAUGGAUCAAUUUGAAACAGCCGUUAAUAAUUUGGAGUAUCGCGCAAUGAAACGAGUGAAAAGAGCAAUAACUAUAAACACGCCUGAUAGAAUAAACAGGAAUGAAAUGUUUUAUGUAGUCGGAUCUGUUUUAUUCCUAAAAGAAGUAAAAGAACCUUGGAUUGCGGUGAUAUCGAAGAGCAGUGGUCGUAAAUACUAUUUCAGCAUGGGUAGGGAUGGUAAGCGAAAUAGUGAGUACGAAAUACCACCAGGCGCCAAGAUGGAUAUGUUGAGUGCGCACACACGACGUGUUAUGUGGCCUUGGGAGCCAUCAGCCAGUGCUAUAUUUGAUAGCCAAACUAAAGACAGUGUCACACGAGCGGACAUGGAGGAAUAUAUUGCAAGUGUGUUGAAUAAAUAAAUUAUAAAUAACACAACUUUGAAGCCCGAUUCACAGUGCAGAAAGGUGUUAAUAUAGGGUAUCGGAAUACUUUGUUAUUUAAUUAUUAAGCUUUAAAUGAACAUGAAUUCUUUAUCAAUUAUUUUAAAAUAACGGUAAUAAUAUUAACGAUUCCCGUUUUUCACACGCAGACAUUGGUCUCUAAUCAAGUUAAAAACAGUGAUUCAGUGAUACUUUUCUUUUUUAUAAGUCGGUAAACGAGCAGACUGAUCACUUGAUGGUAAGCAAUCGCCGCCGCCCAUGGACACCCGAAACACCAGAGGCGUUAUAAGUGCAUUGUCGACCUUUUGGUGGUUAGGAAUUUAAGGGUAAAUGGGGAAUUGGGGAGGGGGUAAUGGGCCAUCCUCACUCACACAACGCAAGCGUUGUUUCACGUCGGAUGUGAGGUCGUGGUAUCACUCCGGUCGAACCGGUCCAUUCAUGCCGAAGCAUGGCUCUCCCACACUUAGUGAUACUUUACUUUUAUGAUUCGGAAUAAAAUAAUCUUUGUAAAUUUCUGUUGUAUUAAAUGAUUUUAAUGUUUAAGUAAUUUGUUUAUCGAAGAUGUAAUAAUAUCCAGGCACACCUUUCCUUCAUAGGCAUUGGCAAAAACUAUAAAACUAUUUCUUGUAUUAUUCUUGAGAUACCAUCACAUAUUUGUAUUUAGCCAUAAAUACUCGCUGGUUUAUACUAUUCUGUCUUACCUUAUAUGAGAACUUCAUUGAUGAGGUCAAUUUAUGUGAUCCAGUGUGGUGUGCUACUUGCCUAUAGAGGUUUUGUAAUCCUAUUUUUUUACCCUUCGUUUAGUCACUAAAUCUUCUACUUUAUAUUUUCCUUAUCAAGUCAUUCUUUUCUCUUAUCAGUAAAAAACUUUUCUAAGAACACAAAAAAGUAAUAGUACCUAUUUCAAAAGUUACUUCGUACUUACAUAAGCGAACCUUAUAGAUAUGUAACUGACGGUUUUUGUCCAUUCAAUUCAAUUUGAUUAUUAGUAAGAAAGAAUACAUAAAACAAAUAAAAUAGUAAGAAUCUAAAAUAUUUUUGGGACUUGUUUUGAAAUGAAAUGUUUUAAAUAAAUUUUUGGCCUUUUAUUUCUAUUUUUUGUCUAAAUAUGACAAAUCAAAUGCUAAACCUGCCUAUAUACUUAUUAUGUACUUAUGAGUAUGAUUAAAGUUGGUUAUUUAAAUUUAA